AUGACUGAUGAAGCCGAUCAGUGCUCGUCAUCAGUCAACGAACCGUUUUCCACAUACCGAAACGGAUGCUCCAUAAAGGAAUGUUGCUCAAACGAGAGUUGCACUUGUGCAGAUGGCAGUGAGAUGGGAAGGUCGGAUGGAUCGCCAGAGGAAUGCGUUUCUGGAAUCGAGACCAUGCCUGACGUUGUGAUGCAAUGUGUUUUUGAAUCAUUUGAUCUCAAAGAACGAGCGAUUGCAUCCCAAGUUUGUCAGCGAUGGCAUUAUCUGCUAACUGGCCGAUUUCCAAUGGAAGAUGUUACCGUACUGAAUAUAUUCCAGAAUAACAUUUAUAAGGAUAAAAUUAGCUGUAAUAAAAGUAUCGGUUUGAAAUGUUAUCAUAUCAAAAGCGCUGAUAUGCUCCUAUCAAUUCUACAACACUGUCAUUCGGUUAGCAGUGUGAAGAUUUGGUUUUGGAGUUCAACAUUCGCUGGCGAAAUACUCAGUGAGUUGUGCGUCUGGCAUCACAUUUUUCUGAUAAAACUCGGCAUAAAGUUAUCGCCUAUUCAGUAUUGGAUCCGAAUUUCAGAAAUGUUGAAGCAAAUGAACAUCAAAAUGCGAUGCCUCGACUUAUACCCUUAUCGAGCUGAAAAAGCUUUGUAUGAAGCAUUUUCGACCUUCCCAGACUUGACGGGCAUGACAAUGCGGCCUCAUGGUCAAGAUUAUUUCUGGACUGGAUUGGAUCUGAUGUCAUUUCCAAAUUUCGGAAAAUUGGACACCCUUAUGCUGGAUGGAUUCAAUAUACAUCAAGACGUUUUCCUUCCGAAAAGCUUGACCACGUUGGAGUGGCUAAACAGAAGUGGUCAUUUCAUGGUGAUAAUGCCAAAAUUGAAGGCACUGAUUAACCUUGAGUACCUGAUGCUUGGCCAUGCUGAAUUCGCAAAUUCGGAUGAAUUUGAUUCAUUCCUCAAAACAAUCAGCUCUGAGAAUUUACCGAAACUUCAGUAUUUGGUUAUGCAUUUGUCGUAUUCAUUUCAGAUAUUUCGUUACUGCAAGAUCGAUGCUCAUAAAACUGGUUCAAAUGACACGUUCAACUCGCCAACAUCCAGCAACGAUAUCAAUGAAUCAAUUCGAGCUCUGAGUGCUUUGAAUUUUUCAUCAUUAGACAUCUCAUUAGAAGCACUUCAACUCAUCAAAUUCGAUCUUUGCUAUGCAAAUCUCAAUUAUAUCAUCAAUAAGAUAUUACCAUUCACUGGAGCCAAUUUUCGUGCAAUAUCGUUGAACGUUAUAAGCGAAGAAACGAAUUACGAUCGAAUUUACGAGAUUGCCGAAUUGAUGCAUUCUAAAAAACUUAUGCUUCAUUUUGGUAUUCUUCAGAAAGAUAUGAAGCCCGAACGGAAAGAAGGGACAAGCCCCAUCAAUCGGCCUCCUCCUGCGUUCGGCAAUGUAUUGGCUCGAUUUGAGGCAUCAUUCGUAACCGAUGAAUCUCUUCUGAGGACUCUGCUUCUGUCGAAUCCUCUACCGAAAAUGUCAGAUACUAAAUUCAUUCAAGCAUCAGCUGUUGACAAUACGCUUCUUUUUCACUUAGCAAUGUUCGCUCCACGCCUCAGGAAGUUAUCGUUGAUCAAUUGCAGCGAGGAUAAAUUGGAUGAGGGGAUGGUUCAUUUCAUAGCUGGUUUUCCGUCGAGGUUGUCCAAAUGCUUUCAGAUAAUUUGGAAACGCAAGAGAAAUCGGCCGGCCGCCUUCUUUCUUCAGCUAGUCAACGAUCACGCAUCGCUGAUAAAGGGUUAUGGUGCCAGGUUCUUUGCGAAGAAAUUUUCUGCGAAUAAAGAUGGAGAACGCAUAACGAUUUGGGAUAAGAAAACAAUGAAAGCGUUGUAUAUUCAGGAUUUUGAUGCAAACGAUGCGGGUCGUAUAUUGGGUAUUGUUAUGCCACCUGAUGAUGAAUCGUCGAAUGAUCGUUUUCAUUUUAUUGACUUAUAA
Anisakis simplex (herring worm) is the source of this 1959-nucleotide messenger RNA. The record is from the annotation of a GenBank genome assembly. NCBI's taxonomy places the organism in Eukaryota, Metazoa, Nematoda, Chromadorea, Rhabditida, Anisakidae.